This is a messenger RNA of Caenorhabditis angaria, 1752 nucleotides long. The record is from the annotation of a GenBank genome assembly. NCBI's taxonomy places the organism in Eukaryota, Metazoa, Nematoda, Chromadorea, Rhabditida, Rhabditidae.
AUGACUGUUUUCUCGUUUUUUAUAGUUUCUCUUUUAUUAUUCUUACAAUUAUUUAUUAGUUUCUGCGAUGGUGGCAAAUUAUUAUUAUCUGUUAUGGAUCAAGGAAGAUCUCAUGCAACAUCUUUUACUCCUUUAAUGCAUCGAUUACAAAAAGAUAAUCAUACAACAGCUCUUCAAUUUGCUAUUUUUCAAGAAGAUAUCGAUUUUGGAAUGGAGGAAAGAUUUAUUAAUAUGAGCGAUUUUGAUAAUCCAUUUUUCUCACCAAAUUUUGCGAGACUCGCUUUUGAUGAAGAAUAUAAUUUUAUUGAUCAAGCAAAAGGAAUGGGAUGUGGAAGUGUUACUUGUGGUCGAAUUUUGGAACAUCGAAGGAAAGAAUUUUUCAAGUUGGCAGAUGAAGAUUGGGAUUUUAUACUAACUGAUUCAUUAUUUUCUGCAUGUGGUUAUGGACUAGCAAAAGUUACUAAUAAACCACAUAUUAUGAUGCAUUCAACAGCGUUGGAGAGUGGAUUAGGAACUUUUAAAUCAUACGGUGCAAAUCAUGCGUUGGUUGUUCCAAAUCUUCUUCCUUAUGCUUUUCCAAAUUUCAAUGUUUCAUAUUUUCAUCAUCGCGCAUUAUCUGCUUAUGAUUGGAUGGGUCAAAUACUUUUUACGGUAUUCUUCGGAGAUAUCGCUCAAAAAUAUGCACUCCGAAGCAUUAUUCCGUUUCCAUGGUUCUCAUAUUAUGAUUAUAAUCGAGAAAGUGUAUUUUCUUUUACUGAUAUGCCUGAACAGCUUUAUCAACCAUUUCCAAGAACUAAUGAUGUGAGUUUUCGACAUUCAAACAAAGACGAAACAUUUGAUGUACUUUGAUAUUAUCAAAUGAGGGGAACCUGUUUUUAGAAUAACAAAUAACAACGUUUUAACGACUUUAGGUCAAAAGUUGUGAAAGUUUGUUAACCCCCUUUUUGCUUGAUAACUUUAAACGAAAAUUUGAAAUUUUCAGUAUUUUGCAUACGGUGCUUAUUGCAAAAGUAUAUCAGCUGAUCUUCCAACAAACAUCAAAAACUUUAUCGAAGAUCCAAAAUCAAAAGGAACAAUAAUAAUUGCUUUCGGAACCUUCAUUGAUUGGCGAACAGCUCCUCGAAAAAAAUAUGAAAUAUUUCGAAAUGUUGUUAACAAACUAUCAGAUUAUCGUGUUAUUUGGAGUAUGAGAGGAGAUCGACCAGAAGGACUUGGAGAACAUGUUUUGACUGCUGCUUGGAUUCCACAAAACGCAUUGUUACUUCACAACAAAACGAAGCUUUUUGUUAGUCACGGUGGUCUGAAAAGUGUGAAGGAGACAGUUUGUUCUGCAACUCCUACAGUUUUUAUGCCAAUGUUCGCAGAACAAAUGAGAAAUGCGUGGUUGGUCAAGGAAAAAGGUUUUGGGAAAAUUAUUAAUAAAUUCUAUUAUACUGAAAGAAGUUUGGAAACAAAUGUUCGGGAAAUUUUGAAGAAUCCAUAUUAUCAGGUAAUUUAAUGGAAUCUAGAGACUUACAAAGAAUCUUGUGUUUCUAGAAAUCUGCAUCAAAAUUCAAAUCGAUAUAUCUCGAUCAACCAAUUGCAAAUCUCGAUGAAGCUGCUUUCAAAUUCAAGAAACUUUUUGAUUAUAAUGGCAAACUUCCUAAUUAUUUUUAUUCUCGCGGUUUACAACUUUCAUAUUUCACAACUCUCAAUUUAGAUCUCUUAUUUGUUAUUCCAAUGUUCCUCGUUUAUAUUGUUUUCAAAAAAUGA